Molecule: messenger RNA, 3563 nt
Organism: Tilletiopsis washingtonensis
Lineage: Eukaryota; Fungi; Basidiomycota; Exobasidiomycetes; Entylomatales
Exons: 4
Coding region: 247-3261 (1004 amino acids)
Biological process (GO): intracellular zinc ion homeostasis; zinc ion transport; transmembrane transport
Cellular component (GO): membrane; Golgi apparatus
Molecular function (GO): zinc ion transmembrane transporter activity
Source: RefSeq, a predicted model, not a curated record
UCGACCUUCCCGGCCACUCGGACCCCCACACUUUCUCUCUCCCUCGCCGCUGCACUCGCAGCCUGCGCAUCACUUUCGCCGCAGCUGCUUCACCUUGCUGCUGCUAGGAGACGUGCCCGCUUGUAGAGAUCUCGUCGCGCGCCGACAGUCUCGCCAGAGAGGCGCGCACGUCCCUUCUCCAGCAGCUCGGGCCUCGUCGCCAGCGCCGCGCGCAGAGAGCUCAGAGAUCGACCGCAGCACCCAAAGAUGCCAGCAGAGGCAGCUGCAUCUCUCUCCUCAUCGCCGCCAAGCACCUCUCCAGCACCCUCCGCUCAGCAGAGCAGCAGCAGCAACAGCGUGCGCCGCCAUCGCUCCGUGCGCUCCCUCACGCGCGACUACGACAGCAGCGUCACCUCCAGCUCCACCACCUCGUCGCUCGCACCGCCCUCGCCCGCAGACGGCAACGGCAGCGGCAGCAGCAGCGCCGGCAACAGUCCACGCAGCCGCAGCGGCGCCCUCGUCUCGCCCGACGGCUCUCCGCGCGCCGCGCGCGGGCACCGGCGCCGCUCCAGCGUGCUUCUCGCCAGCGCCACGUAUCCCUCGACACUGCAAGGCGACGCACCUGUGCCUCGUCCACGCACCUGCUCUGGCUCCAGUCUGACUCCCGAGGAGCUGCGCGCCGCCAAGAGCAGCAUCGCAGGCAUUGCCAGCGCCGCCUAUCCCAGCUCGUACGCCGGCUCGUCGGCCUCGAGCUCCGCCAGCCCCACCAGCACCAAGAUGCCGCUGCCUGCACCGCCGGCGCGCGACCCGCCCGCCUCGGCGCCUGCAGCCUCGACCGGCUCGCCGCGUCGUAGCGCAGAGCGCACCACCACGACGCCCGUGAUGAAGCCGCGCGAGCUGCCGUCGCUCGCCGUGCACAUCCAGGCCGCCACGCCGCUGAGCAGCAGCUUCUCUGACGUCGUCGGAGCAGGGCCCAGCGAGGCAGCGGCGCAAGAGGAGGAGGAGUACGAGGAUCUCGACACGUUCGACUCUACCUCGUCGCUGCCGCCGCUGGCCUCCGGCGGAGCUGCCAACGGCGUCAGUGAUGCGGCACUGGCGGCCAUGACGCCGGCCGAGCGGCGCGAGCACAGCCGCAAGCAUAGCACUGUGCACGCACGCAACCUCAGCGUCUUCUUCCCGCGGCCUGGCUCGGAGCAAGAGGCCGAGGCAGACCGCGCUGCGGCAGCGGCCAACUUUGGCCGCGGCGGUGCGCCCGUCUCUGCUGGCGCAUCGAGUUCGGAAGACUCGCUGCUGCCGACGCCAACUGAGGGCAGCACAGGCGCCGGUCUGAGUCCCAGCCGCAGCCGACGCGGCCAUCAUCGCCGUCACAGCGUCAUGGACUCGCGCAACGUCGACGCUGCCGCCGCCUCUUCUGCCCUGGCAGGUGGGCCCAGUACGCCGCGCAAGGGUCUUGGCGUGCAAGGUUUCAAUGGCUCCAAUCCUUCGCUCCUCUCGCCUCACUCGCCACACGUCGAUCCGCUCUCCUACUUCCCGCCCGAAGGCUCUCCCUCCUCGCCUCUCAAGCCCCUCACUCCCGUGCUCGGCGCACAGGCCUUCAAGUCAGCCAAGCAAGAGCGACGCGUCAUUUCGUCGCUGCCGCGCUCUGAUCGUCCGCUCAUGCUCUUUGCAGCGGCGCACUUUGCGCUCGGCGCCGCGCUCUGGGUGGCGGGACAGAGUGGAGAUUCGCUGGCUAUUGGCGGCCUCGGCUACCUUGUCGUCUUUGAUGCGCUGGGCGAGCUCUGCGAGAUCGGUGGACGAUGGGUCAAGGAUUGGCACCGCGAGGCGGCGGCAGGCGAGGGCAAGGUGUACGCACCACAGCGCAUGGAGACGCUGCUGCAUUUCGUGCAGUCCAUCUACCUCGUCUUUGCCUCGAUCUACGUGCUCAAAGAGUCCAUUGAGCAUGCGCUGCUCGAGGGCAGCGACGAGGUGCACAUCGAGGAUGACGCGGGGCUCGUGCUGCCUACUGGUCUGCUGCUGGCGGCGACGGCCUUCGGCGUCUUCAGCAGUCUCGUGCUGCAUAACCAUGCCAAGCUUGUUGCUGCUUGUGGCAUCUCUACCGCGGCAUCAGAAGCACAGUCCGGCCGUCCCCGCCGCGGUCACGGUCGAUCCAACUCCGUGCUGGUCGACCCCACGACGCUUGCCGGUCCGUUUCUGCACCUCCUCUCCAACCCAUUCAGCCUCACCGUCCUCUUCUUCACCGCGGCCCUCACGUUUGCCAGCAUCGUCAUGCCGCCUUUCCAGGUCGCUGCGCUUGACAAGGUGCUCGCUGGUCUCGAGAGCGCAGCGAUGAUCUACGUCGCUUGGCCCGCGAGCAAGGCGCUGGGCCUUGUGCUCCUGCAGACCGCACCGCCGACGUGGCAGACGCAGAGUGUGCAGCUGCGGCACACGAUGCGGACAAUCGAGGAGCACCCACUCGUCACCUAUGUGGCGCCGCCGCACCUGUGGCAGCUCACGCCGCCUACGUCCGCGAUCAUCGCCUCCAGCAACGGCGUUCUCGGCUCCCUGCCAGCCUCUGGCUCUCGUCGCGGUUCCGCCUCUGCAGGCAGUGGCGGUACGCGCGCCGCAAAGGCCGCAGCACUCGUAGCGACGAUGCGCAUCUUCCUGCGCGCCGAUGCCGACGAUGCCGAUGUCCUCGACGUCACGAGAUGGGCCUGGCAGCUGGCGGCGCCGGCUCUGGGAGCGGGCGCGGGCCUGAGAGCGGGAGAGUCGAUGCGAGGCAGCCUGAGAGCGGGAGAGUUGGUGAUUGAGUGCCGAAGAGAGGGCGUGCAGGAGCACUACGAAAAGGUGCACAAGGUGCACGAGCGCGGAGGAUGCACAGGCCAUGACCACGGAGGCCACGAUCACUCGCACGACCAUGGCCACUCGCACGACCACGUGGACUCGCACGACCACGGCCAUUCGCACGACGAUCACUCGCACAGCCACUCGCACGGUCACUCCUCUCACGGGCACGCCAAGCACGACCACUCGUCGCACGACCACGCCUCGCACUCCCACUCGCACGACCACUCCUCGCACGCGCACUCGCACGACGCUGGCCAUGCAGCGACAGCGGGCCACACGCAUGGCCGCCAUGCGCACGCCUCGCAUGAGCAUUCGCACGACCAUUCGUCGCACAGCCACGCGCAUGGCUCGCACGAUCAUUCGCACGACCACUCUGCUGGCCAUGCGGCGACGAAGGGCCACGCGUCGCACUCGCACGACCACGCCCACGCCCACGCAGGGCACUCGCACCACCACUGAGCGAAGCCAAGCGAGCGACGCUGGCAACGACCCUCUCCUCCUGUCACCCUCUCCUGGUCUCUCUCCGCCUCCAUGCUUGCUCCUGCCCCGCGCGUGUCUUUCGCCUCCGUGCAAGCCAUUCUCCUGUCAGACCACGCGCGUGAGACCAUAUGUGUGCAAUUGUAGAGGACCGGUGACGUUGUAUGCGCGAGGCGCUGCUCAACGAGCAAGGCCGUGCGAUGGAGCGGGGAACGAGACGCGCCUGCGCAAGGCGCGCGCGGAGAGACGACGAGCAGUCUGAGUAUAGAGGCUAAGGUGACGCA